Fonsecaea pedrosoi CBS 271.37 is the source of this 936-nucleotide messenger RNA. RefSeq lists its product as uncharacterized. Bases 1 to 936 code for a protein of 311 amino acids. The transcript has 5 exons. NCBI's taxonomy places the organism in Eukaryota, Fungi, Ascomycota, Eurotiomycetes, Chaetothyriales, Herpotrichiellaceae. The record is from RefSeq and is a predicted model, not a curated record.
AUGACACGAAUGAGGAGGAGCUCCUUGGACACAUACCACCUGAAGAGAUGUUGUAAAUUACAAUGGAAGGACGAGCUACUGGAUACUCCGUUCUUCAAAGCCCUAUCUACCCACAAUUGCGAAGAGAGGAUCGAAACUGCGACCGCAUUGAACAGGAGACAUCGGGCCUGGGGCCUUUGUACCGAUUAUCCCAAACCACUUACUACCCAUGACCUCAGAGCUGAAGGCCUGCACUGGAUUGACAAAUUCUAUUCUGAGUCGACGCGAAUGAUCCAUGCUGGCCACACAGAUUCGAAUACUCUCCGUCGGCACUUCGUGCCCACCAAUGGCGCGGAUGGAGAGACAGGGAGGCCGGAGCGAAAUAGAGGCGAAAGCGAAGAUGGAACACCUGCACAGAGGAAGAGCAGUCUGAGCUCUGUCCUCAAAACCGAGGCUGACGCGGACGAUGAGAUGGUCAAGUGGGAAUAUGCCUUUAUCAACAACACGGUGGAAAAGAUGCACGCUCGCCGACACAGCGGUGCCAAGUCAUCUUCUGGCGGCUGCACUCAACUUCACACUCUACAGCACCUCGACAGUGAAGGAUUGAUCGAUCCCGCGAUCCUCCCCCAGGUAACAGAACCAGAUUUGGAUGUUGUCGAGGUUGUGGACCUUAUCAGCAUUGACGAUGCGUUCUCACCGAGAUUUCCCGCCAUCGGAGCGACUACCAGUGAUCCAAAAAGUCCACAUUACACCAAUGGAGGCACAGCUCCCGAAGCUAUCCUCGAUCUGAUGGAUACAAAUGUGCAACACACUGUCCAAGAAGCCAUGUGCGAAGCAGCCGGAAAGAGCACCUGUCUGUCGCUGUUGAAGAAUCAAAUUACGAUCGCCCUCUUCCUCUCCUCUCCUCUCCUCACCCCCACCCCCACCACCCCGGGUCUGAAUCCCGACGACGACUAG